UUUAAUCUUUGUCAAAUCUGUCACAAUUUGACAUUUCUUUGACAUAUUUUUACAGUUUUAGAAUUUUUCUAUUUUUAUAUUAUAUUUUUAAUAUUUUUUAAUGUCUAAAUACGACAGAGCUGUGACGGUAUUUUCACCAGAUGGUCAUUUAAUGCAAGUUCAAUACGCUCAAGAGGCAGUUCGAAAGGGGUCCCCAGUGAUAGGAAUCCGUGGUACAGAUGUCAUAGUGUUAGCAACCGAGAAGAGGGCGGUAGAGAAGUUACAAGAUGAUAGAACAGAGAAGAAAAUAGUACCUUUAGAUGAACACGUUGUUCUAGCUUUUGCAGGAUUAAGAGCUGAUGCUAGAGUACUAAUUUCUAGGGCACAAAUAGAAUGUCAAUCACAUCGUCUUAUAGUAGAAGAUGCAGUCAAAUUGGAUUACAUUACUCGCUUCAUAGCGGAACAAAAGCAGAAAUACACACAGAGCAAUGGAAGACGACCUUACGGGAUUUCUUGUUUGAUAGCUGGAUUCGAUUACGAUGGAGAUGGACAUUUGUUUCAGACGGAACCUUCUGGAACAUUCUAUGAAUGGAAGGCGUGUUCCAUUGGACGUGGAGAGAAAACUGCUCGGGAAUUCCUCGAGAAACAUUACAAUGACACUGCCACUAGCACUGAGAAGGGCACAAUAAAAUUAGCUAUUAUGUGCCUUCUAGAAAUUGUACAUUAUGGUCAAAAGAAUUUAGAUGUAAUGGUUCUAAAGAAAGGUGAUCCGGUGAAGUUUUUAAAUCAAGACGAGAUAAAUGCAGUUAUAUCUGAAAUAGAAGUUGAAAAGGAAAAAGAAAGAGAAACAAAGACUUAAUUAUCUUGUAAUUACUU
Molecule: messenger RNA, 855 nt
Organism: Papilio xuthus (Asian swallowtail)
Lineage: Eukaryota; Metazoa; Arthropoda; Insecta; Lepidoptera; Papilionidae
Product: proteasome subunit alpha type-7-like
Exons: 4
Coding region: 101-838 (245 amino acids)
Biological process (GO): ubiquitin-dependent protein catabolic process
Cellular component (GO): proteasome core complex, alpha-subunit complex; proteasome core complex
Source: RefSeq, a predicted model, not a curated record